AUGUUGAAAAUUUUAGCUUUGGGGUUAAUACUUUUGUAAGGCUUAGUUCAAACUAAAUACAGUUGGGGUAACUGCUAACCAUAUGAGCUUAAGUAAAAUUUCGACGCAACCUAAUAUGUGGGCUUAUGGUAUUAAAUAUAUCGUGACAAGGACUUCAUUUUUGAGAAGGGCUCUACAUGCUCUACAGCAAAGUAUGGACCUCUCUCAGCCACUCAAAUAUCUGUCUUUAACAGAGCUAUAUUAGAAAAUGGGGAUGUUUAUACUAUCAGUGGAAGAGCAACUUGCCAAGGUGCUGAUUGCAAAGUUAAAUUUGACUGGUAUAUCCCUACUGGAUCUUAUAAUGUAGUUGAUACUGAUUAUACUUCCUAUGCCAUUGUCUACUCAUGCUCUAAUUUCCUUUUUGGAUUGUUCAAAGCCGAAUAUGCUUGGAUUUUGGCAAGAACUUAAACUCUUGCAUCAGAGGCUACUUAGAUUGCUACUCUUUAGCAAAAGGUUCCUGGGUAUGAUACAAACAAUCUUUACAAAACUCCUCAAGGUGGCUCUUGUGUUUAUUGA
Molecule: messenger RNA, 555 nt
Organism: Stylonychia lemnae
Lineage: Eukaryota; Ciliophora; Spirotrichea; Sporadotrichida; Oxytrichidae
Source: the annotation of a GenBank genome assembly